AUGCACAUGAUCCACGGCAAUGUUGACAUGGUGCAGUACCUCGCAACAUGGCUGGGCAUGCACGCGCGGUCCGCCCCUCCCGCCCGCCACCAGUCCUGGGGCUGUGCCAUCCUCUCGCGCUUCCCCCUCCUCUCCGCCUCGCCCUCCCAGUCCCUCCCCUCCCCUCAUGGCGAGCUCGCCUGCUUUCAGCACGCAGUGAUUCUCCUAGGCGCUGGUAACAUGCUUCCCGGAGGUGGUAACAUGGUUACCAACAGGGGCGCAGCUGGGUGGGGUAACCAGACGAGUGGGGUCGUGUCUGGUUACCCUGUUCACAUCAUGAACGCGCAUUUCAGCGAUCUUGAGGUGGAUAUUCGGUUGGAGGCUGAGCGGGCGGCGUCGCUUGUCCGUAGUGUGCUGCAGGCGGGAAAGGGCGGGGAGCAUGGAGACUUCAAUCUUCCCCCGCUCUCUCCGCCCUACCUCACUCUCCUCGCCCCGGGUCUCGUAGACUCAGAGGCUGAGAGGAUGGGCGCGUGGAAGAGCAUGGGGGACCGGGACCCGGGGGCAGGGUAUGUGUUUGUGUCGCGGGGGAACGUGGAGUGUGAGGCGUGGGCAGAGCCGAGGUAUGACCAGAGGAAGACGUCUGAUGGGUACCCUGUUGUGGUGGAUGUGAGGGUCACUCUCCCUGCUGCUGCUGUGUGA
Messenger RNA from Closterium sp. Naga37s-1, 678 nucleotides. The record is from the annotation of a GenBank genome assembly. Lineage: Eukaryota; Viridiplantae; Streptophyta; Zygnematophyceae; Desmidiales; Closteriaceae.